This is a messenger RNA of Hibiscus syriacus, 1268 nucleotides long. RefSeq names its product protein ABIL3-like. Bases 103 to 1026 code for a protein of 307 amino acids. The transcript is spliced from 10 exons. The record is from RefSeq and is a predicted model, not a curated record. NCBI's taxonomy places the organism in Eukaryota, Viridiplantae, Streptophyta, Magnoliopsida, Malvales, Malvaceae.
CCUCAACGUUUGAUCUUUCGCCGCUUUAUUGUUCAUCUUUGCAGCGCCAUAUCCAGAGCGAAAAAAAACCAGGUGAAUCUUCUUUGUUUCGUACCCUAAAUUAUGACUUCAGCCGCUGCUGUUCCUCAAGAAUCCUCCCACCGUGAUGAAUUGUUAAUGCAGCAGAGCUUGCUUUUUUCCGAGACUCUCAAGGAUUUGAAGAGUCUGAGAAAACAGUUGUAUUCCGCAGCGGAAUAUUUUGAAAUUACCUAUAACAAGGAAGCCCAGAAACAAAUAGUGGAGGAUACUUUGAAAGAUUAUGCCAUUAAAGCUUUGGUCAAUACGGUGGACCACUUGGGUUCCGUAGCAUACAAGGUUAACGACUUUUUGGAUGAUAAGAUGGGCGAAAUUUUCGGCACGGACCUUCGUUUGUCUUGCCUGGAACAGCGAUUGCAAACAUACCGAGAGUUUGUCAACUUAGGUGGUCUCUCUCAGCAGUCAUUAGUGUUAGAGGCGGUCAAGCACAAUAAGCGGUACAUCUUUCCAGUUGAACAGACACCGAAUGAUGUUGCUGAAACGAGACUCAAAUCCAACCCUACUAGAAUAUGUGCUGGACUGGACUCGCAACAGUUCAAGAAUAUUGGUAUUCAAGCAAUAGCAACAGAGACUGGUUCCGAAUCGAUCAGGGAUGGAUUCUAUGAGUUACGCUCUCCACAACAUUUACCAAGAAAAAGCCCCAAGUUGUUUACUAGCAUUUCAAUGAACCAAAGACAAGAGAAUCGAUCAACCUCUCCUCGCCGCUUUCCGCUCCCACGUUCCGGUUCUCUUAUGCAGAGAUCGUCCUCCCCAAGCCAUUCCAAUUCUAGAAAACGGUGGCCAUCGGAGCCUCGGAGAACUGUUUCCUUGUCCACCAGCGUAGCUGAAAGAGAGAAGGUUAAAGACAUGGAACAAUAUUCUAGCAAAAGCAAACGCCUGUUCAAGGCUAUGCUCAGCUUGCGCAAGUCUAAAAAGGAUGUCACGGUGUACAAAUACUCGGAUGAGAACUGAGAGGAAAAAGUUUACACGGGAGAGAAGAAGAGGUGGAGUGAGAUAAACUUUCCUGUGAAGAAGUAGAGGAAAACUUCACACCGGUUUACUUCUCAGGCAGGUUUUAAGGAAACAACGUCGCAUGAUAAACCAACGUACCUGUGAUCCCAAUUACAUUUCGUAUAGUGUUGAGUGGGUGAGAGACCACGGGUGUGAGCUGUGAAAAUAUUUAUUUAAUAUAGAAAUAAAAAUUUAUUUGAAUU